GGCGCGGUUGUUGAAAACAAACCCGGGUACUUGGAAGUUGACCCAAGUAACUGAUAAAGUGCAUGGUUUAGUCACAGUUUUCAUCAAUUUGUAGAACCGCAAUGGAUUUGUCAUCUAUUAUCAAGAAAAUAGGUCACUCCCUUGUGGAAAUUAGAGUCCGAGCUCUGAAGAACAUCAAGAGUAAACUGGACCAUGGCCUCCUCUCUGUUCCCGAUCUCGUCCAAGAGCGAGCCCUCUUUGUUUUUCUUCUGGAGUGGUUUAAUUUCCCAGAGGUGCCCUUGCAAGAAGAGGUUCUUCAAUUGCUCAGCACUUUAUCCAAGCAUCCAACAGGUGCCUCCAUGCUUAUGGAUGUGGGAGCGGUGGAGUUUCUCACUCAGCUCUCGCCCAAUGUGGAGAGGGAGCUGCAGGCCAUCAUUGAUGGUGUCAUUGAUCAGCUGUUCCACCUCCGUGACGUGCCGAUGACACCCAGCGCUCCAGCCGGCAGCUACGAGGAGCAUUUCGCCUCUGCCGCCGUACAAAUGGAGGAGGAGUGUCUGGCAAGAGGCUACUUCCACAGUAGCAGGCCCAACCCAUUAGAUAUCCCCCCACAACGAGGAACAGCAAGCAAAUCGGUCAGGUGCCUGAAGUUUUCGGUGUUUCCCUGGCUGUCUCUAACGCCCACUGACAGACACAUCUGGUCAUCAAACGAGAGUUCCUUAAGAAGCAAUGAUCCCACUUUGGUACGCACCACUUGUGAGCUUCUCCGAGAUGUCAUCAUGCAGGACUUUCCCGCCGAGAUAUUCUUGCAGCGUCCCAGCAUAGUGCAGAGCCUGCUGUCGCUGCUGAGCCUGAGUGCGGAGAGUGAGGCGAGCUACCUGACUCUCCAGGCGCUGGGCUGUCUGCAGCAGCUCUGCUCCAGCUUAAGGAGCCGCCUGCGCUUCCACAGAGACCCGGGCUUCUGCUCAGCCAAGCAAGAUUCUAUCUCCCAGAAUUCCUCAGUGUCGUAUGCCCAGGAAGCAAGAGGAUCGCAGCACUCUGUGGCCUCGUCAGUGGACGGCUGUUCGCCUCGGCCGUCGGUGGUGGGUCGCACCGGCCAGAGACUGCGGGGAGACGGCCAGGAUGGAGACGCGGCCUCCUCAAGCGGCAGUGGAGGGUCUCAGGGAGGAGCAGGAGCAGCAGCAGCAACAGGAGGAGGAGGAGGAGGAGGAGGAGGGGGUGGUGGCCCCGCCACAGUAGUGGCCCCCAGGCCCCCUCCACCUCCCUCCCCCCUGGCCGUGGCGCAGCUGGAGGCUCCGGAGCUGGAGACCCAGGAGGAGGCGCUGCAGGUGCAGCAGUGGAGCCUGGCCCAGUUCAGCGUGGCAGCCCUGGAGCACGCACUGCCACUCCUCAGGACCGAGAGUGUGCACAUGUUCCAGAGGACACUGGAGCUGCUGUGCGAGGCCCUGCCCCUGCUCGGAGACAGCGUGUCGGGAGAGCUGUGGGACGAGCCCAGCCUCACCGCCCUAGAACUGAAGGAGAAGAUCCAGGGAUGUUUGGAGACACUGGGGGACAUUUUGUCCUACCACGGCAGCCAAGGGGGUGAGGAACAGGACGCUUCUCUGGUGUACCACAGGAUGACGUACACCAGCACCGCCAUCUUCACCAUACGACUGCUGCAAACACUCCUACCCGUAGAGAAGGCGAGCGACAACCUUCCGGAGAGCGCGGUGGCGGCCGUUUUCCUGCUGUGCCUGGACUCCCCGUGGGCCGAGGCCUUCCCCAGCAGCCACGAGGCGGCGGUGGCCUACCUGGAGCUGGCCAGCCCCGGCAGCCACGGCCUCUACCUCCGCACCUCCCGCGCCGCGCACACCAUGGAGGCCACCUGCACCUUCCUCAAGGAGGCCGAGGCGGAGGGAGAGAAGAACUGGUGUGAUCUGCUGGAGCUUGCUGAGCAGGCAGUGGAGGGCCUUCCCUACCAUCAGCACCUGCCUGUGGUGAAGGAAUGUGUCCAAAUCUGCUCCUUCCUGUGGAGGUUUGCCCAGGCCAGCCCCAUGCUGCGCGCGCAGAGUCAGGACAUCUACCUGAAGCUGCUCUCGCACCCCCUCCCGGCCGUUAAGAUGGAGUGCUACACCUGGACCCUCAACGUUGUCAAGGACUGCCUGGGGGUCCAGAACGUGUCCAAGCCGCUGUCAUCCAUCUGCAGCGGUGUCCACUUCGUCCUCCACCCCAGAGUCCUGUACGAGAUCAGCACAUUUGGCCUUCAGGAGCAGGCCGCCAAGGUGAAAGCGGCUGCCAAGGAUAUCCUCCUGUACCUGCUCAAAGGGAGAUUGAUGAUGACAGCCGCGACUUGGAGCAAACUUAAUGAGGCUCUUUACCCGGUCAUCCCUGUCUUACAGAGUUAUGCCGGCAGUGAGGAUGCCUUGGGAAACUGUAUCCUGCUGAUAAGUGAGCCGUCAGGCGAGACGGACGUCGGGACGCCAUCGCACACUGUCAAGCUACGCGCCGCGCUCCGAUUGCUCUUCUCCAAGCAGCAGGAAGUGCGAGUAGCAGCAGUGCGGCACCUGAUCCCCCACCUGACGGGUGCGGAGGGGGCGAGCGACUGUCGUCCGGCUCUGGAGAGCGGCGUCAUGGCCCAGCUGCCCUCCCUCUUCCUCCUCAACCAGGCCGUCGACCUCCAGCUGGACACCACCGACAAGUCCUUCCUCAAGGUGGAGUCUGUGAAUAAACUGUACAACAUAUUCACAUCUGAGACGGUUGACCUGGUGCUCAGGAGGUCGGCAGCAGAGCAGCUUGUGGUCGUGCUGCAGGACAUGGCGAUGCAUUCUGUGCUAAAGAGCCUCGGAAUUGCUGAGAAAGUGAUCGGUGCAAUCAGGGAGGUUGUAAACAACUCCAUAAAGAACAUGGACUGUCUGCUGGAGCCCUGCCUUGCGAUGCUGAGGAAGCUGUUGUAUGCUGACCCCACCCUGCGGCACAGCCUGGCACAGCAGCCUUCCUUCCUGCUCACACUCCUCAGAGCGUCGCUGAUUCUGAAGGAGGGCAAUCAGGGAGGUGUGGUGGAGGGCGCCGCUCUCAUGGGAUUACUGCUCUUUGAUGAGAUCGCCACCGUGGACGUCUGGACGAGCCGAGCAGACCGCGGCUCCGAGACGAGCCUGUCUACGUUCUCUCUCCCCGUCUCCGUUAUCCGCAGGUACAAUCUUCCAUUCCAGGUGGCCUCCCAUCACGUGGUGAGCCCCUACUGCUGUGUCCUGCCACCCCAUGCUGACCUGGUGAGCCUGAAGCCGGCCUGGCGCAUGAUGCAGCUGGCCUGGAACACCGCAUGGCACUCUGGGAUAGAGAACCUCCUGGCAGAGCUGGGUGGAGCCAAGCAACAUGCACCCCAGUUCCAUGCUGACCUGGUGAUGUCCCCAGCCCAGGGCGUGCUCCUCAGGGUGAGCCACGUCAGGCAGGGCCUGCAGGACUGCGUCCAGGCCGUGCUGAGCGCAGGCUGCCACGGUCAGGCGGGGCUGGCCCUGGCCAGGAUGAGGCUGUACCUGCUCACCGACCGACUGGCCCUCAAGCAGGGAGCCCACAGCUGCAGGACUCUGCUCAGGGGGCUCGGCUGGCAACGUGCCCUGGAGAGGUUUCUGCAGGUGCAGCCUGCGUGUACGGAUGACGAGAGACUUCUGCUGGAGAUCGUGUCCUUCCUGGUCACCUUCUUCAGCCAGCACCGACCUGACACAGACACAGACGACCUUGACCUCCGCUGGAUUCUACAGCUCCUCCUCAAACAGGAGCCCAGCACGCUGCUGAAUCUGCUGGUGCGGAGCGAGAGUUCGUCGCACAGGCAGCAGGCGCGCGGCGGUGGGCCCCCACACACGCGCUCGUCCGUGGGGGAGCAGAGAGGGGAGGAAGGGGGCCAUGAGGAGGAGGAGGAGGUGCAAGAGCUGGUGUCCCAGAGACUACAGAGGGGGCUGACAGCACUCCUCGUCACCCUCAUGCACUGCCUGCAGCGCACCUCUGACAGUGUGUGUAAAGCGGUGGCUGGCGUACUGGAGUCCGUCCUGGCGGAGCGCCUGCUGCAGUGUGUGCGUGUGUCGGAGGCCCCGCGCUUCUACGGGCUGCCCUCUCUGGAGCGCACACUGGCCUGCAUGAAGCACCUGACCGCCCUGCCCGGCUGGAGCACGCACUCCCCCCUGCCUCACCUGGACACACACGCUCUCUGCCUCAAAUACCUCAGCGGACUACUGGAGGUCAUCUCGUCGUUCUACGUGGAGUGGGGCGGUAACUCCAUGUCCUUCAUGGGCAAAGGCGUGACCAAGAACGCCGUCAUCUGUCUGCUGCAUCUUUCCCAUGAGAUGAUCACCCAGGGUAAAGACAAGGAUUGGAUAGGCCAGUGGUCCCUUUCUCAGGAGCAGAGGGGAGAGGAGCAGUCUGCAGCUCGCCUGGGCCUCACAUGGCUCAUCCCUCUCUGGGUCGACAGAGACCCCGAGGUACGGUUUGCCAGUCUUGGCGUGGGCUCUGCGUUGUCGUCUCUGGAGGCUGGUUGCCUGGCGCUGGUGUCGGGUUGCCAGAACAUUUCGGGCGGCCUGUGGGGGACUCUGCUCAACAUCCUGCUGGAGUCCACUGAAUGCAGUAUGGUCCGCCGAGAGGCGGCAUUUAUUCUUCAGAAUCUGCUGGUGAUGCCAAUGCCUGCCACCAAAGAGGAGGUCCAUGGCAGUGCCUGGCAGCACCCCUGUGUGCAUGACGAGGCGGCGGGCGUGUCCCUGGUGGGGCUGCCGGCUCUGCAGGCCCUGCUCUACCACUGCCAGUUCUUCCAGCACGCCGCACACAUGGCCCAGACCUGCUACCGCGGCCGCCACGCCUUCGACCUCAACUUCCCCCAAGCGCCGGCUCGACCUGACGAGGCCUCGGAAGCAGAUAUGAGCGACUCUCUGCGGCACUGGAGGGGCCCAUCUGCUCAGCGAAGCCACAGCCAAACUUCAGGAUCCCUCUCCACGUCAAGCACACUGAUCCAGCCAGGUGGAUCGAGCGGAGUGCACACCCCGGUGCUGUCAUCCUCACUGGCCCCUGCCCAGGACUCACCUGUCAACAGACUCAACGCACAAGGUCAGAGUGAUCCGGACUCCAGCGACUCGGUGCUCUCCCAGGGCUCCCGUGCCAGCGAGGCGGGUGUGGAGCGGGCUGCGGGUGCGGGGUGUGGCGCGCUCGUCACUCCUCCCCUGGUGUCGGCCCUCUGCGGAAUUCUCAGCAACCUGCUGGCCGUGCUCCCCGACUUCACCCUCACCGCGCUCAUGCAACACGAAGUGCUGCCAGCCAUGGCCAGUGUGGUGGAUGCGGUGGCCAUUGAGCGCUGUGUGUCUGAGCUGCAUACGCCCACUCUACAGCCCGGGGAAGUGGAGGACGCCAGGAGCCAGGUGUGUAGCCUGCUGCAGUAUGUGAGUGUGUUGGGUGAGCUGCUCCAGUGUGUGGCGUCUCUGCAGGGGGAUCUGCUGGCCCAGGCCGACUUCCUCAAGCCCCUGCUCAGCCACGCCUUCACCCUGCUCUCCCUCAGCCCCGCUAACCUGGACUCUGCAGUGGGUGCUGCUGUGCUCCACACCUGGGCCGUGCUGCUGGCGCUGCUGUCCACGCUGCUGCGCAGGAACGCCGCCCACCUCUACCCAUCUGUCGCCAUGGCAAUGCACCGCCACUGGCACACUCUCCUAGCCACCAUAUCCCUGUGUUUGGAACGGUGGUCGACGGAGCCCGGCCUGUACACGGCGGCCGUCCACUUCCUGAGUGUGGUGCUGUCCGAGGAGGCCAAGAGGCGAGACCAGGAAGUGACCGGUCAGCUGACCACCGAUCGGCGCAGCCGAUUGGGUGACUUGUUGGACGGGGACAAAGGGGAACAGCUGUGUGAGAUGCUGCUGCAGAGGUACGAGGCCACGCCACCGCAGGACCCCCUAAAGAAGCCCACUGCCGCUGCUCUCUCAGCUCUCCUCGCCAGCAGUCCCAGUGCACAGACCUACGCAUGCAAAGCGGGCCUGGUGGACUCCACUGUGGAGCAGAUGUGCCAGAUCCAGUACCACCUCAACCUGGAGUCCCUGAAGCCCACCAAGGCCGCGCUACGCAAAAAGGAGGAGAACUAUCUGAAGGAGUUGAAGAUGGCCCUGGAGCUCCUGAGAAAUUGCCUGUAUCAGCACAGUGAAUGCAAAACGGCUGCCACAGACUCUCGGCUGGCGUCCAUAUUGUUCGCCCUCUGGCCCUGGCUCCUAUUGGAUGACUCCUGCAUGACCUCUGCCCUGGAGCUCCUGUGCGUCUACACCGCCAACUGCAGCACUGCAUGCAGUGCCCUGUGUGGCGGUGCUGGUGGCAGCAGCGGUGCGUUGGUGGGCGUACCGGGCGGUCCGGGUGUGUCUACGUCUGCACUGCCGCGGGGCCCGCUGAGCAGCACGGUGAUGCACUGCGUGAUGAAGCUGGCAGCCCAGCCGGGGCAGGAAGCGCCCACGUCCCCCCAGGGCCACAUCCAGAGCCUGGCCUUCUGCCUGCUCGCCAACCUGGCCAUCUCACGGGACUGCAAAGGCCUGCUGCAGAAGAGUAACUUCCUGCAGCACUUCCUGUCGGCCCAGGUGCCGCGGCCGGGCCGCAAGUCCAUGGGCUCCCAGGCCCAGCUGUGGCUGCGGCUGCUGCUCAACGUGUCAUUUGGGGAGGACGGCCAGCAGAUGCUGCUCAAGCUCCCCGGAGGCCUGGAGCUCCUCAUUGACCUCGCCCAGCACCAGCGGCAGGCCUACACUGUUGGCCCCGGGACCAGUACCACUGGUACCAGUGUGAAACCCAGACCCAAACCUGCUGCCCUCCUCAUCCUCCAUAACGUGUGUUUCAGCCCCGCCAACAAGCCCAAGGUUCUGGCCAAUGAGAAAGCGGUUGGUCUGUUUGUGUCGUGUCUGGACAGCGACUUCCUGGACAUGAGAGCCAUCGGGGCCUCAGCUCUCUGGGCUCUCAUGCACAGCUACCAGAAGGCAAAGGUGGCUUUGAAGUACCCCUCCUUCAGGCUUAAGGUUGAUGAGGCAUACUCAACAGCGAAAAAAGAUGCGGAGAAGAGAGGGAGUGAGCCCCUAAACUCAUACCUCCUCAAGUGCCUGGAGAAUCUCAAACAUAUAUUGAGUUCUUAAAGUCUGUCAUGUGUCAUGUAUCAUGGAUACAUGUAAAAGCAAUUAUUUAUGAAUAACUUAUUUCCUUGAAUAUGUCCAUAGUUUUUUUUCACUGAGUGAUUUAUUUGUUCUUUGACAGAAAUUUGUCAUAAAAACAGUGGUCUGGCUAAAGUAUUUUUGUAUUCAUUAAUUUUGUCAUUUUCAAUAAAAAACGUAAUUAAUUGA
Molecule: messenger RNA, 7289 nt
Organism: Engraulis encrasicolus (European anchovy)
Lineage: Eukaryota; Metazoa; Chordata; Actinopteri; Clupeiformes; Engraulidae
Gene: rttn
Product: rotatin
Exons: 49
Coding region: 102-7085 (2327 amino acids)
Biological process (GO): centriole-centriole cohesion; ciliary basal body organization; centriole replication
Cellular component (GO): centriole; centrosome; ciliary basal body
Source: RefSeq, a predicted model, not a curated record